Molecule: messenger RNA, 1702 nt
Organism: Toxorhynchites rutilus septentrionalis
Lineage: Eukaryota; Metazoa; Arthropoda; Insecta; Diptera; Culicidae
Gene: slim
Product: kelch domain-containing protein 10 homolog
Exons: 3
Coding region: 216-1559 (447 amino acids)
Biological process (GO): positive regulation of stress-activated MAPK cascade
Molecular function (GO): protein binding
Source: RefSeq, a predicted model, not a curated record
UAUACCUCGAAUAAGUGUAUCAUAUUUAUUCUCACCCGUUUACACCUAUUUUCACGUGAAUAAAUCCAUCUAUAGCUAUAGAUCUCCCUAAUGUAAACCCGCCAUUACAAUUCAAUUAUUCAACUAGCAUCUAUCUAAACAUUGCUUGCACUAGAAUAUAUGUAAAUUUUACGUGUAGAGGCGGUAUGCCUUAAUAAAACAUUGUGUAGAAAGUAAUGAAAAUUUUUAUUUUUCUGGUGUAUAAGUUUCUUGCAAGGAUAUUGGAAGUUCUGAAUAAACACUUUAGUGUGCCUCGAUUGCGACACCUUCGUGAGUUAGUGGAUGUCAGUGUAGGAAACCUGAAAGACAUGACCAAUGAACUGAAUUCUAAUGCUGUGAGUGAGUACUGCUUUCGACCAUAUGAGGUAAAGCGUAUCAAGUAUAAAAAGCAGGCGGGAUAUGAAAAAUCUAGACCAUACGCCAGAAGUGGUCAUCGAAUAGUGUGCAGCGAUUCAGCAAUAUAUUGCUUUGGGGGAUUUAAUCCGAAUAUGGCUGUAAUGAACGAUGGCGACGAAGCGUCCUGCUUAUUUCAGGAGCUGUGGAAAUAUGACAUCGUGCGUAAUGAGUGGACAUUGCUCAUGGACUCGAACAAUGAUCUACCGCAGGAAUUGGCAUCAAAUGCGAUGAUUAUGCAUAGAAAUCUUUUGAUUGUAUUUGGAGGAACAGGUUUUCCGUUUGGUGUUAAUUGCUCAAAUAAGCUCUAUGUCUGCGAACCUGCGAAAAAACCAAAGGAGAUGAUGGAAAUCGAAGUGAAAGGAGAUCUACCGCCAGCCCAAUACGGCCAAACCAUUGUUUUUCACGAUGGUUUUCUGUACACGAUUGGCGGAACUGAAGGCUUUGACUAUACAUGUGAUGUUUACAGAUUAAAUGUAUCAUCCAGAACAUGGGAAUGUGCGUACGCAUGUCGCCAAGAUAUACGCGAUGAUCCCCCUGGUCGUUAUCGCCAUGAAAUUGCUUUCGAUGAUAACAAUGUUUACAUAAUCGGGGGAGGAACCAGUGAUUCUGCUUUUAGCUUAGCCUCUAUUCCCACUUAUAAUCUUAAACGAAACAAGUGGACGUACACAGCGACAAAACCGGACCCAAGUCUACCCCUCCCAGGUGUUCCGGCACCGAGAAAAUGUCACUCAUGUGUUCAAUACCACACCGAUAAUGGCACGGAGGUGAUAGUGGCUGGAGGAUAUGAUGGUGGAUCGUAUUACGCAGACGUAUGGAAGUUGAAUUUAAAUACCUUUGAGUGGCGGUUGAUGCAAAAAUCGGUGCUACCAUAUACGUUAUUCUUUCAUGAUGCUGCCUGCAGUGAAUCCGGAUGCAUGUAUAUUUUUGGUGGCAUAAAGUUUAGCUUCCGUAACAAUCUUCGAACAAAUAUUGUAUAUAAAAUGUGGAUGACGAUUCCGAAGUUAAGCGAGAUAUGCUGGGAAGCAUUGCUGCAUUAUAGUCAGGAAUUGCCAGCAAAAUCAAAGAACGAAUUACUUGAAUUAGGAAUUCCUUUGAAAUUUGUGCAAAGGAUUCAUGAAGCGUAGAUUGAGUCUGCGUUACCAAAUUUGUUUCUACGUGGAUUAAUAAAAUAUAUAAAAAUUGCGAGAUUAUAUAAAAAUGUGUAUAUUUUGUAUGUGAGAACUCAGUCCGAUAAUGGCAAAAAAUAGUUUUAAUUUUAUAGCACGUA